CCACUUUACGUCAGCCGUUUAGCCGUAAAGCAAUGGACUAGAUGACAAUAAUGAUAUGAGAUAACCGAACAUUAUAACGUUACUUUACAGAAUUGUGUCUUUCUGAAGCGGCUAAAUCCCGAUAAAGUUUAACAUUUCUAAUUUGCCAACCUCUCAUUCGUCGCCACGUCUAAGCAAAGUGUUUUGUUAAUACUCAGUGUCCCUCAGUGAGGCGAGAAAGCGACGAGAGCCAGUGGAAGAAGAAUUGCUUUUAGCCAGUCAUUGCCAUGGCCUCCGAAAGCGGCGAGAGCAACAUGGAUAGAGAAAUGAUUCUGGCCGACUUUCAGGCUUGCACUGGAAUUGACAACAUUGCAGAGGCAAUCACUUUGUUAGAGCUUAAUAACUGGGAUUUAGUGGCAGCCAUCAAUGGAGUGAUACCACAGGAGAAUGGGAUCUUACAAAGUAACUUUUCCAGUGAGGCGAGCCAGUCCAGCAUGUUCGGACCUCCUAGCCAAUCAGAAGCAGCCGAUGCAGCAGCAGGAGGUGCAGUUUCUCCCCCCUCCUCUUCGUCUUUGUCCUCCUCUCCUCCGUCGUCCUCAACUUCAGCUUUUUGUCCUGUCAACGCUUCCUCCCGACACAUUGUAGAGCGUCAGCCCCGGAUGCUCAACUUCAGGGUGGAGUACCGGCAGCGCACUGUAGAGCUGGUACUGGAGGAAGGCAGCACAGUCGGAGAAAUCAAACAAAUCCUCGAGACAGAGCUUGGGGUUCCAGUGUCCAAAAUGCAGCUGAAGGGAUGGAAGUGUGGAGAUGUAUCAGAUAGUACGGUGAUGAGAAGUUUACACCUGCCCAAGAACAACAGCCUGUAUGUCCUGACUCCCGACAUCGCCCCUACUGCCAGCACCAGCAAAAACAGUGAUCUCCAAGAGUCGUUAAACCAGAACUUCCUGCUGGUCAUCAGCCACCGCGAGGCCCAGAGGGACUACAGUCUCAACUUCCCCGGCUCCCGAACCAUACAGGAGGUGAAGAGGAAUGUUUCAGAUUUAACUAACAUCCCAGUGCGGCAUCAACAGUGGGAAGGAUGGCCCGUGUCAGCGUCUGAUGACUCUAUGACGCUAGCUGUCUCUGGGAUCACCUAUCCUUGCCAUCACCUCAGUGUUUGUCGAAGGUCCUCACCAGCCAAUUCCCAGGAACCAACAGAAGAGUGUGCAGAUGUCCAUAUGGUCAGCGACAGUGAGGGGGAUGAUUUUGAGGAUGCGUCAGAGUUUGGUGUGGACGAUUCAGAGAUGUUUGGAAUGGGCUCCUCUACCUGUCGGAAAUCACCUAUGAUGCCAGAGAAUAGUGAGAAUGAAGCUGAUGCCUUACUGCACUUUACUGCUGAAUUUUCUUCAAGGUAUGGAGAUACCCACCCAAUGUUCUUCAUUGGCUCUUUGGAGGCAGCGUCUCAAGAGGCCUUUCAUGGCAAAGCCAGAGAUAGAAAGCUGCUGGCAAUCUACCUCUACAAUGAUGACAGUGUUCUCGGCAAUGUCUUCUGUUCUCAAAUGAUGUGCGCUGACUCCAUUGUCGCCUACCUGAGCCAGAACUUUAUCACAUGGGCCUGGGAUGUCACUAAAGAAGCUAACAAAGCCAGACUACUCACCAUGUGUACAAGGCACUUUGGCAGUGUGGUGACACAGACUAUACGGACAUACAAGACAGACCAGUUCCCCCUGCUCCUUAUAGUCAUGGGAAAACGAACAUCCAAUGAAGUUCUAAAUGUUAUUCAAGGCAAUACGACAGUGGACGAGCUGAUGAUGAGGUUAAUGGGAGCAAUGGAGAUCUUCACAGCACAACAACAAGAGGACAUCAAAGAUGAGGAUGAGCGUGAGGCAAGAGAGACGGUGAAAAGAGAACAGGACGAGGCCUACCGUGUGUCUUUAGAGGCUGACCGCAAAAAGAGAGAAGCCCAAGAGAGAGAAGAGGCCGAGCAGGUUCGCCUGGAACGAAUGAGAAAGGAGCAGGAGGAGGAGAAGGAGGCAAUCCGCUUGUCAUUGGAGCAGGCCCUACCGCCAGAGCCCGAGGAUUCAGGAGAGCAAAUCAGCAAACUGCGAAUCCGCACACCAAGCGGCGAGUUUCUGGAAAGGCGUUUCCAGGUCAGCUGUAAGCUUCAGGUCCUCUUCGACUUUGUGGCCUCCAAAGGAUACCCCUUUGAAGAGUUCAAGCUCCUCACCACCUUCCCUCGUAGAAAUAUCACCCAGUUGGAUCCAGGGUCGAAUCUGAUGGAGGCCAAGUUGUUUCCGCAGGAGACGCUCUUCCUGGAGUCUAAAGAAUAGGAACUGGCCCUCUGACAGCUAGGAGGACCGACUGACUGAUGAACUGGCUGGACACACACUAGUCACUGAGCACACACACACACACACACACACACACACACACACACAGACAAAACCAAUCCUCUCAGACGUAAAUAAACACACUGGCAUGCACGUCCAGUGACACACAAGUGCAAGUAAGCUUCCCUGCCCUCGGCCUGGUCAUGGCACAUGAAUGCCUAGUGUACACGUGAUGCACAGAGGAGCAAAGACAGUACACAAGCACACAGCCAAACAUUCACCUCCCCCCAAACUCUCUCUCUCUCUCUCUCUCUCUCUCUCUCUCAACUCCUCUCAACUCCUCUCACACGCUUCUCAACUUCACGUUCCCAACUGCUCUGUCAUGAUUUUUUCUCACAACACAAACACAACACAGUACGACAACAGCAUCGAGAGACUGAGAAGACAAAUCUGUCACAGGAAAAAAAAAAGAAAAAAAAAAAUGGACUUGUUACCCUUGUUUCCACAUUCAACACACCAAGGCUGCUUUUUUAGAACAUGUUUUUUUGUGUUUGAAAUUUAAAAAAAAAAUGCUAAAAAUGGAAAUGAAAUAAACAGCAGGAAGAGAUGUUGCCUGGUAGAAGUCUGGGCUGUUUCAUCUCCACCUGUAUUCCCUACCUUAACCUUCCCAAACUCCACUUUCCACCCCCUCCCCACCCUCCCCUGCCCCAUCUUCCACCCCUCCGUCCGCUGUCUGCCGGGGGGAUGAGACAUGAUGGGACACCUGCAGCAUCUGCAUUGUCCCAUCAGUCUCCACUCCCCCUUGGUUUUAUCAUCCACACAAGCCAACGGAUUGCUCAGUUUUCAGUUCUUUUUUUCCUUUUUUUCUCUUGAUCCUUUUUAAGUUUGAUGCUGUAUUAGUUUUAGUUUGAUAUACAUUAUAUAAAAUAUAUGAAUAUGAACAUCAA
This is a messenger RNA of Perca fluviatilis (European perch), 3235 nucleotides long. It is a transcript of the gene faf1, whose product is annotated as Fas (TNFRSF6) associated factor 1. The record is from RefSeq and is a predicted model, not a curated record. NCBI's taxonomy places the organism in Eukaryota, Metazoa, Chordata, Actinopteri, Perciformes, Percidae. The transcript is spliced from 19 exons. Gene Ontology annotation, molecular function: ubiquitin binding; NF-kappaB binding. Gene Ontology annotation, cellular component: nucleus; endoplasmic reticulum. Bases 267 to 2288 code for a protein of 673 amino acids.